Molecule: messenger RNA, 2016 nt
Organism: Sphaerulina musiva SO2202
Lineage: Eukaryota; Fungi; Ascomycota; Dothideomycetes; Mycosphaerellales; Mycosphaerellaceae
Product: lysophospholipase Plb2
Exons: 2
Coding region: 1-2016 (671 amino acids)
Biological process (GO): glycerophospholipid catabolic process
Cellular component (GO): intracellular membrane-bounded organelle; cytosol
Molecular function (GO): A2-type glycerophospholipase activity
Source: RefSeq, a predicted model, not a curated record
AUGAAAUCAUCGACAGCAUGGCUAGCCUUGGGCGCGUUUGCUCCCGCUUCAGCCUCUCCACUUGAAUCCACCGACGAUAGCCAUGCCGCAGCACUCGAAGCCGCCGUGCUGUUGGCUCGCGCCGCUCCCGCAAAUCAGCCCCAUGGCUACACACCGCAGAAGGUCAAUUGUCCGAGCACGACGCCCUCUGUCCGCGCGGCAGGCCAGUUGGGCUCAGAAGAGACGCAAUGGCUCGAGGUUAGGAGGAAUGCGACCAUCGAGCCCAUGAGGGAUUUGCUGGGCCGUUUGAACAUUACCGGAUUGGAUACCACCCAAUAUAUCAAUACCCACCAAAAUAACGCCUCAGCCUUGCCGAACAUUGGCAUUGCUGCGUCGGGAGGUGGCUACCGAGCCAUGUUGAACUCUGCUGGUGUCGUGCAGGCAUUCGAUAGUAGGACACCGGGCUCCACGGGCUCUGGUCAGCUGGGUGGUCUCUUACAGGCUUCGACAUAUCUCGCGGGUCUGUCAGGCGGCAGCUGGAUGGUCUCGACCCUGUAUGCGAACAAUUACACCUCCGUCGAUGCCAUUCUCGCUCAAGACACUUCAGCAGACGACUCGGGUAACCUGUGGCAGCUGGAUAACAGCAUCUUUGAAGGUCCAGACGGGAGAGGCCCCCAAUUGCUAGACUCUGUGGGAUACUACGCUGCGCUACUGAAUUCUGUUUCGAAUAAGAACGAUGCAGGCUUCAAUACCACCAUCACCGACUACUGGGGUCGUGCUCUGAGCUAUCAAAUGAUCAACGCGACAGAUGGAGGCCCAGCCUACACGUGGUCAUCGAUUGCGGAUCAGGACUGGUUCACUCAAGGAACUGCCCCCAUGCCGUUGAUCGUAACGGACAGCCGCAACCCAGGCGAGGUCAUCAUUUCCACCAACUCUACCGUCUUCACGAUUACGCCGUGGGAGCUGGGAUCAGAUGACCCCACACUGUACGCAUUUGCUCCACUGAAGUAUAUCGGCACGAACUUCACAGACGGAGUACCGAGAGAGAAUGAGCAGUGCGUGGUCGGGUUUGACAAUGUCGGCUAUGUGUUUGGAACCAGCUCAUCUCUUUUCAAUGCCAUCCUGACCACUGUCAACGGGACGCAGACGUCUGGAUUUUUGAACACCGCUCUGCAAGAUGCUGUGGAAGGCGUCCUCACUGCUCUCGGCAGAGACCAGGAAGAUAUUGCAGACUGGGUCAACCCUUUCUAUGGAUACCAAAACUCGACCAAUGUCAAUUCCAUGGAUGAACAGCUCACUCUGGUCGAUGGCGGACUCGACGGCCAAAACAUCCCCCUCCACCCGCUCAUUCAGCCCGUGCGCAACGUGGAUGUGAUUUUCGCCAUUGAUUCGUCUGCAGACACGAACGGUACCGCAAACGGCACUUGGCCCACGCCCGAAUCCGCCGCCAACUGGCCCGAUGGAACGUCCAUCUUGACCACCUACCAGCGCUCGCAAAGCGACAUUGGAAACGGGACCGCAUUCCCCGAAAUCCCGUCCCGAAACACCCUCAUCAACCUCGGUCUUGCCUCGAAGCCCACCAUGUUCGGCUGCGACUCCUCCAAGUUCACCGACCAGAUCCCUCCUCUGUUGGUCUACAUGCCCAACGGCCCUUACGUCUACCUUUCCAACACGUCCACCUUUGGCAAACUCAGCUACAACGACAGCGAGCGCAACGGCAUGGUGCGCAACGGCUACAACAUGGCUACGCAAGGCAACGGCACCGUCCCCGGGUUCGAAGACUGGCCGACGUGCGUGGGCUGCGCCAUCUUGAGCAGAUCUCUCGAUCGCACGGGAACGACUGUGCCCGACGUGUGCUCGCAGUGCUUCACCAAGUAUUGCUGGAAUGGAACCGUGGAUGAUAGUACUCCGGGCACAUAUAUCCCGGCACUGAAGCUGGCGGAUGACGAAUUCAAAGUCAAAAGUGGCGCCGUCCGAUUCACUGGUAGUGUUGUGACUGCGGUCCUGGGUGCUGUCGUUGUAAGUCUAACGGUUUAG